UCCAUAUCAGUUCGCUUCACAGUCGGUGCUCAUCUUUAUUUUUCAUCUCUCUUUCUUUAACUCCUCGGCGGAUCUCGGCGAUCUUAUCGGAAACCAAAUCUAUCAGUUUCGUGAAUCUAGGAAUCUGUAACCAACAAUGAAUCGCCACCACGAUCCCAACCCUUUCGAUGAGGAAGAAGAAGAAAUCGUCAAUCCUUUUUCGAAAGGUGGUGGAAGAGUUCCUGCUGCAUCUAGACCUGUUGAAUAUGGCCAAAGCCUUGAUGCUACUGUUGAUAUUCCAUUGGAUAAUAUGAAUGACUCUUCACAGAAACAGAGAAAGCUUGCUGACUGGGAAUCAGAGCUGAGGAAGAAAGAAAUGGAUAUCAAGCGAAGAGAGGAAGCUAUUGCUAAAUCUGGUGUGCAGAUAGAUGACAAAAACUGGCCACCGUUUUUCCCAAUCAUACACCAUGACAUUGCUAACGAGAUACCAGUUCAUGCACAAAAGCUGCAGUAUCUAGCUUUUGCUAGUUGGUUAGGUAUAGUUCUGUGUCUGGUAUUUAAUGUCAUUGCAACGAUGGUCUGCUGGAUUAAAGGCGGAGGUGUUAAAAUCUUUUUCCUUGCCACGAUAUAUGCUUUGAUCGGAUGUCCACUCUCUUAUGUACUAUGGUACAGGCCUCUCUACCGAGCCAUGAGGACUGACAGCGCUUUGAAGUUUGGUUGGUUUUUCUUCACCUACUUGAUUCACAUUGGCUUCUGUAUCGUUGCCGCCAUUGCCCCUCCGAUCUUUUUCCAUGGAAAGUCAUUAACGGGUGUGCUUGCAGCAAUUGAUGUCAUGUCAGACAGUUUAUUAGCUGGGAUCUUCUACUUUAUCGGGUUUGGUCUUUUCUGCUUGGAGUCACUUUUGAGUCUAUGGGUUCUUCAGAAAAUUUACCUCUACUUUAGGGGAAACAAGUGAAAAGGAGAUAAAGAGAAGAGGAUGAUGGUAAUUUUACCCUUACGAUAAAAAGGUUUGAAAUAUGUGUAUCUCAGUAUGAAUGUAAUUACCAUUUUACCAUUGGAUGCGCUGUGUUGAUUUGAGGUAAAUUUUUAGUUACUAUAGUAGCAAGAGAGAGUGGUUGUUCGGCCAUUUCUUUAGGUUUUGUUGUACUCUCUUCUUCUCUGGUACCAGUAUUGUCUCUGAGCGUUUGGGAUUUUUUUUCGACGAAGUGAAAUAUUAAGACAAAAAAAAAUCAUAGCCAUGAAUUAUUAUUACUAGCA
Molecule: messenger RNA, 1236 nt
Organism: Capsella rubella
Lineage: Eukaryota; Viridiplantae; Streptophyta; Magnoliopsida; Brassicales; Brassicaceae
Product: secretory carrier-associated membrane protein 4
Exons: 12
Coding region: 137-934 (265 amino acids)
Biological process (GO): protein transport
Cellular component (GO): recycling endosome membrane; trans-Golgi network membrane
Source: RefSeq, a predicted model, not a curated record